Messenger RNA from Lotus japonicus, 1629 nucleotides. RefSeq names its product pentatricopeptide repeat-containing protein At4g01400, mitochondrial. The transcript has a single exon. Bases 86 to 1462 code for a protein of 458 amino acids. The record is from RefSeq and is a predicted model, not a curated record. Lineage: Eukaryota; Viridiplantae; Streptophyta; Magnoliopsida; Fabales; Fabaceae. Gene Ontology annotation, molecular function: protein binding.
AUAAUUGUUUUAAACAAAUAAAUCGAAGCCUCGACUCGACUAUGUGUCUGUGAUUGAGUUAUCCCUGUCCUCAGAUCCCAGCUCGAUGCGCAGAGCACCGUUACCGUUACCAUUACUUGGCUCCUCCAAAACUCUAUUCUCCAAUGGCAUCUUGCGUUCAUCAAUAUCAAUACCCCAUCAUUUCCAAAACCAACAACGUUACCAUUCAAACUCCCCAAUUGGGUCUCCAACAAGAGUUCAGAAGCUCAUAGCUUCUCAAUCAGACCCUCUUCUCGCCAAAGAAAUCUUCGAAUAUGCUUCUCGCCAACCCAACUUCCGCCACACUCACUCCACCUAUCUCAUCCUCAUCCUCAAAUUCGGUCGCUCCAAACACUUCUCACUCCUCGAUCAUCUCCUUCUUCGCCUCAAAUCUGAUUCCCUACCCCUCACUCCCACCGUCUUCACCUACCUCAUCAAAAUCUAUGCCGAAGCCGAUUUGCCCCACAAAGCCCUCAAAACCUUCUACACCAUGUUGCAGUUCCAGUGCAAGCCUCUCCCCACACACCUCAACCGCAUUCUUCAGAUUCUCGUUGCCCACCGGAAUUACCUUCGUCCCGCGUUUGAUCUCUUCAAGGAUGCCCACAAGCACGGCGUGUUCCCCAACACCAAAUCCUACAAUAUUCUCAUGCGGGCAUUCUGUCUCAAUGGUGAUAUCAGCAUUGCCUACACACUGUUCAACAAAAUGCUUAAGAGAGAUGUUGUUCCUGACAUUGACUCAUACAGGAUUUUGAUGCAAGCAUUGUGUAGGAAGAGUCAGGUAAAUGGAGCUGUUGAUCUUUUAGAGGACAUGCUGAACAAAGGGUUUGUUCCUGAUUCCUUGACGUAUACCACUUUGUUGAAUAGUUUGUGUAGGAAGAAGAAGCUCAGGGAAGCUUACAAGCUUCUUUGUAGGAUGAAGGUCAAAGGCUGCAAUCCUGAUAUUGUUCAUUAUAAUACAGUUAUCUCAGGGUUCUGUAGGGAGGGGCGUGCUCACGAUGCUUGCAAAGUUAUUCAUGACAUGCAGGAUAAUGGGUGUUUGCCUAAUUUGGUGUCUUACCGCUCUCUGGUAAGCGGUUUAUGUGACACUGGAAUGCUUGAUGAGGCAUAUAAAUACAUGGAGGAAAUGCUGUCCAAAGGGUUUUCUCCACACUUUGCUGUCAUCCAUGCCUUAGUGAAGGGGUUCUGCAAUGUUGGUAGGACUGAUGAAGCUUGUGGAGUUCUCACCAAAUCACUUGAGCAUGGGGAGGCUCCUCAUUCAGAGACUUGGAUGAUCAUAAUACCUUUAAUAUGUGAAGGGGAAGAUGAUGAUGGUGCGAAAAUCAGUGAUGGUUUGGAGAAAGCUCUUAAGAUUGAAAUUGAAGGUUAUACUAGAAUUGUUGAUGCUGGCAUUGGUUUGGAAAACUACUUAAUUAGGAAGAUACGAGCCAAGACAAGAGCAUCUUAAACAUCUGGACUUAUUACUUUUUCAAAUUUUGUACCUUACAUAUAGCUAUUUGUCUAAGAAUCUUACACAGGUUCCUCUAGCUAGUAAUAUGGUUUCCAAUGACAGUGUUGUAUGUCAAUUAUAAUUAUGCAGCUUCUCUGUCAAUGACAGUGUCCGAUAAUUAUGCA